UNUGAAAAGCCAACUGUAUUAAAAUGUCCAUCAAUUUGUUCCAGCCCCGAAACAACUAAUGGAAAUAAAAAUAAUAAGAAGUCUGAAAGUAAACAAAUCCACAUUUUGUCUGCAGAUAUUUCGUCAUGCGGCAAUCUUUUAGUUAUUUGUGAUAACAAUUAUCGUGUCAAUUUGUGGAAAAAUGAAAAUAUUACUUGGGACAUUGUAAACACUCGACAUUCUGCUCGUAAAUGUCAAAAAGUUAUUUUUAGCAAUCUACUUUCAGACAUCAUUCUAGCUGAUCGGGGUGGCGAUGUAUUUAAAUUUUCCUCUUCAGAAUUGAAUAGCGACGGAGAGUUUAUUUUAGGACAUAUAAGUUUUAUCACAGAUAUUUGUAUAUCCUCAGACGACAAAUACUUAGCAACUUGUGACCGCGAUGGUAAGAUAAGAAUAUCUAAUUAUCCUAAUUGUUACAAUAUCCAUAGUUAUUGUCUUGGGCAUGCAAUGUUCAUUUCUUCGGGGUUUUUUCUGAAACAUUAUACACUUGUAUCUGGAUCCGGUGAUGGUAGUUUAAGGUUAUGGGAAUUGGAUGGCGUUGAGAAAGAAUGUGAAAACUUAUGUCAAAAUAUAACUUUUGAUGAUGGUGAUAACAAAUGUGAGACAUUUUCGUUUAUUGAAGAUUCCGUUAGGGAUGAUUUGUCUAAAGAAAGUUUACAGUGUUCUAUUCAAUGCUGUAGAAUAGAUGUGAGAAGAAAUUUAUUAGUUGUAGUUUUUCAUUUUUUAAAAGGAAUUGCUUUGUACAAAAUUUCUGAUUGCAAGUUUCAAUUCAAGCAGUUUAUGAAUUUGUCAUAUAGAGUCAAGGAAGUUCUAUUUUUGGAGAAUAAUAAUUUACUGAUUGUAUCAAAAGAUGUACCAAUAACAUUUUGCGAAUUUAAAUUUGAUGAUGAAACUGAUUGUUAUAUGUUGUGCUCAAAGUCUGAAGUUUCAGAAUUUACCAAAGAAGUACAAAAAUUUUAUAAUGGUUUUGAAAAUGUUUUGAAUUUUGUGGAAGAUGAACAUAUGUUGUUUAAAAAGAAUUAUGAUAAUGAUGAUCAAGAUGAACAUAAAUCUAAAAAGAAUAAAAUAUAACUUUCUUGUUAAA
Parasteatoda tepidariorum (common house spider) is the source of this 1120-nucleotide messenger RNA. RefSeq names its product tRNA (guanine-N(7)-)-methyltransferase non-catalytic subunit wuho (gene wuho). Gene Ontology annotation, biological process: tRNA modification; RNA (guanine-N7)-methylation. The record is from RefSeq and is a predicted model, not a curated record. Gene Ontology annotation, molecular function: protein binding. Lineage: Eukaryota; Metazoa; Arthropoda; Arachnida; Araneae; Theridiidae. Gene Ontology annotation, cellular component: cytosol; nucleus; tRNA methyltransferase complex.